This is a messenger RNA of Diabrotica balteata, 2958 nucleotides long. NCBI's taxonomy places the organism in Eukaryota, Metazoa, Arthropoda, Insecta, Coleoptera, Chrysomelidae. The record is from the annotation of a GenBank genome assembly.
AUGCAAGAUACCGACCUCUUUGGAUUAGCUUUGAUUUGUGAUGGAGAAUACCUAUUUGCUGAACCAGAAAGCAAGCUUUCCAAAUAUGCCCCGAAGAGUUGGCGCUCCUCUCACAGCCAUGGACUCGAUGCCAACGGCCGUCCAGCCUUGGCUUUCUACUUCAGGGUUCAAUUUUAUGUCGAUAGUCCCUUGUUACUUAGAGAUGAAACUACAAGACACCACUAUUACCUCCAACUACGUCUCAACGCUUCAUCCGGAGCUGCUGGAGAUCAUGGCACCCAUUUGGCGGGGCUUUCACUACAGGCUGAUUUGGAAGAUUACAGCGAAACCACGACAUUCCGACCAGAAGACUACGUUCCUCCAAAUAUGCGGGGUCCCGCGGCCCUUAGGAUUAUCGAAGCUGCGCAUAGGACUCACAGGGGUUUGUCGAAGAAUGAGGCUCGGGCGAGGUUUAUAGCAGAAGCUUGUCAGCUUCAAGAACCAGUCAACGCUCACGUAUUUAGGUUAAGGGCUUCUAAAUCAGAGCCAGCUCCUGGUUCCCUACUAUUAGCAGUAUGUCCUCGAGGCCUAAAAGUAUGCCCAGAAAAUAAUCCACCAUCAAUAUUUUUAUGGAGCAGUAUUGGAAAACUCAGUUUUGAGCGAAAAAAAUUCGAAAUACGCACUGGUCAUGAAAAAUUAACCCUGUACACAAGUAGCGAUGAAAAAAGUCGUCUCCUCCUGGCUUUGUGCAAAGCUGCUCACCAAUUCAGUAUGGCUGUAGCACCACGUCUUAACGAAGCACGACGGGAAGAAGAAGAAAGGCAAAUAUGGGAUUGCGACCAACGUAUAUCAGUUAUAAGUUCAACUUCGUCCAACACAACAUCUGGAAUCGUUAGCGAUCGUGUUCAUUCGGAAGAUGAACUUGAAAUAAUGAUCACCAGUCCACCAGCCCAAUCGACAGAAAGUUUGGCACUAGCGCACCUGCUGGACAGUGCGCCUGCUAGUAGCCGAACCUCUGCGGCGUCAGCUACUGCUGCUUUGACUACGAUGACUCUUAAAGAAGAGGAAGAGGAAGUGAAGCCAACAUUAAGUGAAAGUUCUACAAAGACCCCUAGUGGAAAAUGUGCUGGAUCACAAUGCAGUUCAUCUUGCAGCACUGUUGUCGUUACGCCUAUUCAAACAAGACGAAGAUCUUCUACAACUAGCAGCUUAGAACUGGGAUAUUCGCAUACUGCCCAAAAUUCAGCGCUCAGCGAUGCAACCUGUAUUGAACUGGAUACCACCGAAGCCGUGUAUACAUCCGGACCUGCCCCAAGUAGUCACACUAGUGGAGUGUACACGUUAACCUCCAGUGAACAAUAUACUCUCAGUUCCAGUGAUCACUAUACCGCUACUAGUGAGCAAUAUAGUACAUCGAGUGAACCAUUUUCCAAUCCAGAAGAUCAUGUUGAUGGACAUUUUAGGGACAGGACAAAUUCAAACGUAAGCAACUCUGGUUCAUUUCAUGGAGAUGGUAGCGACCCUACUGACUGUAAACAAACAUUACUUUCAGCAGAAGAACUAUCAGAUUUGAUAGUAGGGCGAUAUCCCUUGUGCAAAAGUGUUAGUCAUACCUUAGACUCCGAUUCGGAUUAUGUCACUUUACCUUCUUCUUACAAAGGAUAUGCACCAGUUCCACCUAAACGAAUUGAUAGUGUAGAACAGCGGUUUCGACCUCCACCUCCACCAUAUGGGGCACAAUUAACUAAUCCUCCUCCGUAUCCCGAAAAUUCGACUCCAGUUCCACCUCCAGUUUAUCCAUUUGAAGAAGCAGGAGCUAGAUUUAUUACCACUAGAUCACCCAGUGUACUUACGGCUCACGCUAGUGCCGUAAGUGUUAGUUCAUCACCAAGUUAUUCUACGCCUAGUGCUGUUCCGCCAAUACCUCCAAAAAUUCCGAGAGCCCCUCCACCAAUAAAAAACACAGUGGUUUCUCCAAAUAAUUAUUUAGAUGUUGCCGCUAGUAAAGCAAGUGUAUUGGUUCCAUGUACGUUUCUUCCACCGCCUCCACCACCAACUCCAAGACAACCUCCUCCUCCACCUCCCACAGCCCUUACGACGGUUUUCACAAGUCAGUUUUCAAGGUCACAAAUAGAACAGUACCAACAACAAAUGUAUAGUGACGUUGAUUUUGUUGUUUUUCCGUUAAAAGAACCAGCUAUAAGCAAACAGGAAUAUUUGGAGGCUAAACAAGGCUCUCUAUUGGCAGCACUAGCUCAACAGCCAAUAUUCUACAGAAGUACGCCUUAUCUGAAUAGAUACGCUUCAAGUCAGAAUUUGUCAGAUACUUAUGUUCAGUUACCUGUUUAUGGUGCCCCCAGCAUUUCAUCAACUGGAAGCCUGGAUCCUCCACCACCACCAUUACCUCCGAAUAGACCUGGGAAAUUUAUGAGAACCCGAUCUGACGACAAUAUUCUCAAUUCUUUAGAUAUGAAACAGCCCCCAAAGUUUAGAAGAAUGCCGCCUCCUCCGCCACCACCCCCAAUUCCCGAAAAAACAAUCCCAUUAGUAGAAAUUCCUAAUAGUAGUCAUACUGAUUUAAAGAAAAGUACAAGUGAUAAAACUCAGAAUGGAUCUCCUACUAAUAAAGCAUCGGCUUUAGAUAUCCGUACUCUAAGAGAGAAAAGUAAGAAAAUGGACUUGCCAUUGAUAUCUGCAUUGUGCAAUGACAGAUCGCUUCUAAAGCAAACGAAAGCCUUUGUAAUGCCGAAGCACCCAAAUGAAGUGAUCUCAAGGCAAUCUUUAAGCUCUCCUUCCCGAUCUAAAUACCCAGUUACGGAAUUAAAUAGUAGUAAACUUAAGCAACAAACUAGAAAAACGCCUUCGGUUCAUCACAGGCAUCCUGGUGACAAAUUGCCGGACAUACCUCGAGCUACUCCCAAUAAUUACGUCCUAACCGAUUUACGUGUCAAACACAAGACUAUGCAGUCCCAUUCGUGA